Messenger RNA from Eriocheir sinensis (Chinese mitten crab), 349 nucleotides. Its product is annotated as histone H4. The coding region runs from base 38 to 349 and encodes 103 amino acids. Gene Ontology annotation, cellular component: nucleosome. The record is from RefSeq and is a predicted model, not a curated record. Gene Ontology annotation, biological process: nucleosome assembly. The transcript has a single exon. Lineage: Eukaryota; Metazoa; Arthropoda; Malacostraca; Decapoda; Varunidae. Gene Ontology annotation, molecular function: structural constituent of chromatin; protein heterodimerization activity; DNA binding.
CAACACUCACUCCACUGUUGAGCUACCCACCUGAACCAUGACUGGCCGCGGCAAGGGAGGCAAGGGACUCGGAAAGGGAGGCGCCAAGCGUCACCGCAAGGUUCUUCGGGACAACAUCCAGGGCAUCACCAAGCCGGCCAUCCGUCGUCUGGCGCGCCGUGGCGGUGUGAAGCGCAUCUCCGGGCUCAUCUACGAAGAGACCCGUGGUGUGCUCAAGGUGUUCCUGGAGAACGUCAUCAGGGAUGCCGUCACCUACACUGAGCACGCCAAGCGCAAGACCGUCACCGCCAUGGACGUGGUGUACGCCCUCAAACGCCAGGGCCGCACCCUGUACGGUUUCGGUGGUUAA